Mycetomoellerius zeteki is the source of this 8497-nucleotide messenger RNA. RefSeq names its product filamin A protein cher (gene cher). The coding region runs from base 229 to 7818 and encodes 2529 amino acids. Gene Ontology annotation, molecular function: actin filament binding. Lineage: Eukaryota; Metazoa; Arthropoda; Insecta; Hymenoptera; Formicidae. Gene Ontology annotation, biological process: actin cytoskeleton organization. The transcript has 25 exons. The record is from RefSeq and is a predicted model, not a curated record.
UGAAGCGUGAUCUCCGGUGGUGAAUAUAUACCGACGACUCAUCAACAGAAACGGAGUUGCUCCAGCUGAUCUCUUGUCAGCAUCCCACACACACGCGCACACACGCACCCAUACUAAGGAAGGUGCGUUCGAUUGGCCGGCACACGUACGGCCGUGCAGGCACUCACACAGGGGCUCACACCCCACUACCCUUAUCCGUGAGAGCGUAGCAGCGGACCAGCCGAUAAAAUGAAUGAGAAUGAUAAGUCAGUUAAGUGCGAGAACUCCGCUGGCGAGGAGGAGGAGGACGAGAUGUUCGAGCGCGAGCUGGCCGAGGACGCGCAGUGGAAGCGAAUUCAACAGAACACCUUCACGAGAUGGGCGAACGAGCGAUUGAAGGUAGCGAACAAGCACAUCGGCGACCUGGAAUGCGAUCUGUCUGACGGUCUCCAGUUGGUGAGUCUCAUCGAGGUGCUCUCGCAAAAGCGGCUGCCGAAACACAACCAGCGGCCCACCUUUCGUUCUCAGAAGCUGGAGAACGUGUCCGUCGCUCUUAAGUUUUUGGAGGACGAAGGCAUCAGGCUUGUUAAUAUCGAUUCUUCAGACAUCGUAGACUGUAAAUUAAAGUUGAUCCUCGGUUUAAUAUGGACCCUGAUCCUGCACUAUUCGAUCUCUAUGCCUAUGUGGGAAGGCGACGACGGCGAGGACAAGGGCGCUACCCCGAAGCAAAGGCUGAUGCAUUGGAUCCAAUCGAAGGUGCCGGAUCUGCCGAUCUCGAACUUUACCUCCGAUUGGAACGACGGCCGCGCGGUGGGUGCGCUUGUUGAUGCGGUCGCACCUGGCCUUUGCCCGGAUUGGCGGGAGUGGAACCCGAAAGAUGCGGUCCAGAACGCGUCCGAAGCGAUGGGUCUCGCUGAUGACUGGCUCAAUAUUCCUCAGCUCAUUAAACCCGAAGAGAUGGUGAAUCCAAACAUCGACGAGAUGUCGAUGAUGACAUAUCUAUCACAAUAUCCCAGCGCAAAAUUAAAACCAGGUGCACCUCUGCGCGCCCGCACGAACCCAAACAGAGUACGUGCUUAUGGUCCCGGUAUAGAACCAACCGGUUCAAUCGUCGGUGCUCCUGCCAAUUUCACCGUGGAAACCUUUUCCGCCGGCAAGGGUAACGUUGAUGUUAUCGUCGAUGAUCCUAAAGGGAAUAAGUUACCGGUCGAUAUCAGAUUCAACAAGGACAGGAAUCUGACAUACUCCGUGUCAUAUACUCCAAAAAUGGAAGGUCCGCACAAAGUGAAGGUACUCUUCGCUGGUAGAGAGAUCCCGAAGAGUCCAUACACCGUUAAUGUCGAAGGACACGCUGGUGAUCCGAGUAAAGUCACAGCAAGCGGGCCGGGUCUGCAACCGGAAGGAGUCGUCGUGAAUAGACCUACUUUCUUUGAUAUCUUUACAAAGGACGCCGGUCGCGGUGUGCCUGAAAUCAUCAUCUUAGAUCCGCAGGGUAACAAAACCACGGUAAAGUUGCGUCAGACCUCGCCAGACGUCUGGAGAUGCGAGUACGUAUCGCCAGUGACGGGUCUACAUUCCGUCAAUAUAUUCUUUGCCGGCAAACCUAUACCCAGAAGUCCCAUUGGUGUCAAUAUUGCACCAGUUUCCGAUGCGAAAAAAUGCAGAGCGUACGGACGAGGGUUGCUGCCUACUGGCGUCCGCGUCCAGGACAUCGCCGACUUCGUUGUCCUCACUAAGGACGCUGGUGAGGGUGUACCAGACAUUCGCGUAAUCGGUCCGGGAGGCGUCAAUCAACCAAUACGAAUGUCCAAAACCGACGCUACGACUUACAAAUGCCACUACACACCGGUUAAGGAAGGCCGUCAUGUAGUAAUGAUCACAUAUGGCGGUAAAGAGAUUCCCAAGUCGCCCUUUGAGGUCAAUGUAGGUCCUUAUAAGGAAUCCAACAUCAAGGCUUUUGGACCAGGUCUGCACACCGGCGUCGUCGGCCAUCCAGCGAAAUUUACAGUAAACACAAACGGUGAGACCGGCGCCCUUGGUUUCUCCAUUGAAGGCCCGUCCAAAGCGAAGAUAGAAUGCAACGAUAAUGGCGAUGACCCCGCCGAUGUUUCUUACCUGCCCACCGCGCCGGGCCAAUACGCGGUCCAUAUCCUCUGCGAUAACGAGGACAUCCCUAAAUCGCCUUAUAUCGCGACUAUUUUGCCGAAGACCGACUUUGAUCCAGAGAAGGUUGAAGUUUAUGGACCAGGAAUUCAGCCAGAAGGUGUUGCCAAAGACGAACCGACGAAUUUUACGAUUGAUGCGAGAGAAGCUGGUCAGGCGGCUUUAGAAGUUGCCAUUCAAGAUGCUCUUGGAAAAGAAGUUCCUCUUAGAUUAGGCGACAACCGGAACGGCACUGUUCAAGCGCAUUACACACCUAUUUCCAGCUCCCCGCAUGUUGUGAUGGUGAAUUAUGGUGGAGUGGCCACGAAGAAAUCUCCAUACAGAGUUAAGAUAGCUUCACCCUUGAAUCCUGCUAUGGUUUCCGCCUUUGGCCCCGGUCUUGAGAAAGGUGUGAAAUCGAACGUUCCCACACAUUUCAACGUCGACUGUCGCGAGGCUGGCCCCGGUAAAUUGGACGUUAAAAUGCUGAAUCCUGAAGGCCGGGAACUUCCAAUUUCGUUAACGGAUAAUGAGGAUGGCACGUACGUCGUGGACUACAUGCCCCCACAGCCAGGAAAUUAUACGGUGAAUCUCAACUAUGGCGGAUUGAAGGUACCUCAGUGCCCCAUUAAGGUCAACGUUCAGCCUCAUGUGGAUGUGUCCAAGAUUAAAGUGGACGGUCUGGCACCAACGGCCCCGGUGAACAGCCUGCAGCAAUUCCGCGUGAUAACGCAGGAGGCGGGCAGGGCGGCGGACUUCCAGGUGGCGAUCACGACUCCGUCCGGUAAUCGGGUCAAGGCGCACGUGGUGCCGACUCACGAGGGCUACCUGGUUAACUUUACCCCUACCGAGCUAGGCGAGUAUCUGCUGGGAAUCAGCUUCGGCGGCGAGCCAAUCUCGAAUCAGCCGUACCGGCUGACCUGCGUCCAUGGCUCCGAUCCGGGCAAGGUGCGCGCUUCGGGACCUGGUCUCUCCCACGGUGUGGUGAACAAGCCGGCCGAGUUCGUGAUCGACACGCGUGGAGCUGGCCAAGGUGGUCUCGGCGUGACCGUCGAGGGUCCUUGCGAAGCCGCGAUAAAUUGCAGGGACAACGGUGAUGGCACCUGCUCCGUCGCUUAUCUGCCUACUGAGACCGGCGACUAUGGUAUCAACAUCACCUUCAACGAACAACACGUGCCGGGCUCGCCUUUCCAGGCCAUUGUCGUACCGGACGCGGACCUAUCCAAAAUCAGAGUCAGCGGAAACGGCAUCCAGCCACACGGAUUAUUCGUGAACAAACAAACGACAUUCACGAUAGACGCGAGAGAUAUCACCAAGUCGAAGACUGACGACGGUAAGGUAUCCUGUAUCAUAAAUAAUCCCAGUGGCGGUAAAACCGAGAAGCUCAUCAUCCCCCAGGGUGAUGGCACCUACUGCGUCAGUUACACACCUUUCGAGGAGGGUUAUUACACCAUCGACAUUCUCUACGACAACGUGCCCAUCCCAGGUUCACCAUUUUCUGUCAACGUGCAACGCACCUCCGAUCCCAGCAAGUGCCGUGCGUAUGGUCCUGGUUUGGAGCAAGGCGUCACGGAAAAAACGAACUAUUUUACGGUGGAGACCGAAGGGGCUGGCAAUGGUGGUUUGGGUGUGUCGAUUACGGGUGACGGAGAGGUCAGUGCGGAAGCCAGGGAAAAAUGGGAUGGUUCCUGCGAUGUCGAAUACGUUACCAGCGAACCUGGUGACUACGAGAUCGACAUUAAAUUUGCUGAACAGAGUAUACCCGGUUCGCCAUUCAAGAUCAAAGUGAUAUCGCCGAAAAAGGAUGUGAUCGCUUACGGACCCGGUCUGCACAUGGUACGCGAAGGUGUGCCCGCCAAGUUCACGGUGGACGCGUCAAAAUGCAUAGAGGCACCGGUGAAAGUACGUCUGUCGCCUGACAUGGGGCAGCAGCCGCAGGUCAAGAGUAAAGGUGAUGGCCUGUACGAGGUGACGUAUCAGCCACCGCCUGCUGGAAAUAACAUACGACUUGAUGUUACUUUCGACGACGAGUACAUCAAUGGCAGUCCAUUCGAAGUGAAAGUUCUGCCCUUCGUAGAGCCAAACAAGGUAACUUUGUCGGGUCCCGGGGUGUCGCCCUUUUGUACUGCCUCCUUCCCGAUUGACUUCAUUGUGGACACUUCUAAUGCUGGAUACGGCGAUCUUGAAGUGCAAGUUGUGGGACCAGAUCAAGUGCCGCGUAAGGUAGUAGUGCAAGAUCUCGGCGACGGAAAGUACAAAGCAACCUAUCUGCCGGACGACUGCGGUCGUUACAAGGUCAACGUAAAAUAUGGCGGUAAGGAAGUGCCAAACAGCCCAGUGACUGUGCAGAGCACAUCCAUCGGCUCGGCGAACAAUUGUAAAAUCAAAGAAGGCAUUCAGCACACUUUGGCUCAGGGCGAGGAGUACUGCAUUACCGUGGACACUGAAAAUGCAGGUCGCGGUGCAGUGACCUGCCGCAUCCGCUCCACUACCGGAAGUGAAGUCGUUGACAUUGACAUAGAAGACAACGGCGAUGGUACAGUCAACAUUUACUAUACUGUUGCUGAUGCGGGAGACUACACCCUUAGCAUUAAAUUUGGUGGUCAACCGGUGCCUGAUGGAUUCUAUACCUUCACAGCAUCCGAGGAAUAUCGGGAACAUAGCACGCACAAAACUCAACGAGCUCGCAAAACACGGCAGAAACAAAAUCAACACGUUGAGCAGCGCAGCACAACCCUACAGGAGAGCUCUACUGUCACUACAAAACGUAGCAGCCAGCAGGAGCUAUCAAAAAAGAAUUUUAACGUUAUCCGAUUGAACUCCAUCCCACUACCUCUCCCGAGCGGUGGCACAGUUACUUAUCACCCAGAUCGACGGCCAGCUCUCAUCUUCAUCAAGUGCUUCAACGGAAAUUCUCGUGAUCCUGAAGUGUACUCGUUGGAGAUGUUUUGGGGAGAUAGAGAACCGGAAAUACCAGCCACGUGGCAGGAGGUAUCGACCUUCUAUAAAGCUUGGUUGAAGAGCGUAUUCUUCAGCGAAUUCAACCGUCCUGCGCGUGGACCGAUCUGCUACGCUAAGAGCGUUCAAGAAAAGAAGGAAAUUCCAGGACCUGGACUUGAUUUCGCGCCGCUCAUCUUUCAGAGCAUUUUCUACGUCGAUACGAAAAAAGCUGAAGUAAAGAUGCCUAGCGGAAACGUAGACAAGCCAGUUAUCGAGGACAAUCAUGAUGGUACGGUAUCUAUCAAGUACGAGCCGAGGGAAGAGGGCCUUCAUGAGAUUUAUGUGAAAUUUAACGGCGAACACGUCCAGGGUUCUCCCUACAAAUUCCAUGUCGAUUCUUUGGCGAGUGGAUAUGUAACAGCGUAUGGACCAGGUUUGGUUUACGGCGUUUGUGGUGAACCUGGAAACUUUACCAUCUCGACGAAAGGUGCCGGUGCGGGUGGUCUUUCAUUGGCUGUCGAAGGGCCCAGUAAGGCCGAAAUAAGCUGUCACGACAACAAGGAUGGCACGGUAUCGGUGUCCUAUCUACCUACCGCACCCGGAGAAUACAAAAUUACCGUUAAGUUUGGCGAUAAGCAUAUCAGAGGCAGUCCUUUUGUUGCCAAAAUUACGGGCGAGGGCCGUAAGAGGAACCAGAUCUCUGUAGGCUCUUCUAGCGAGGUGCAGCUGCCGGGUAAAGUGUCCGACGCUGAUAUCAAAUCUCUAAAUGCGUCCAUCACGGCACCCAGCGGUCUGGAGGAGCCGUGUUUUCUAAAGAAAAUGCCGGGGAGCGGUAACAUGUGUGUGUCGUUUACGCCACGUGAAGCGGGCGAGCACACCGUGAGCGUGAAGAGAAUGGGCAAGCACAUACCGAAUUCCCCCUUCAAGAUCGACGUGAAGGAUCGCGAGGUCGGUGACGCGAAGAAGGUUAAAGUUUCCGGUCCCGGUCUGAAGGAGGGUAAGACUCAUGUGGAGAACAAAUUCUCGAUUGAUACGAGGAAUGCUGGUUUCGGUGGUCUCUCCCUCUCGAUGGAAGGCCCGAGCAAAGCCGAGAUCCAAUGCAAGGACAACGAGGACGGCACUCUUAACAUCUCCUACAAGCCCACCGAGCCCGGUUAUUACAUCAUGAAUUUGAAGUUUGCGGACCACCACGUCGAGGGCUCGCCAUUCACCGUCAAAGUUAGCGGAGAGGGUAGCAACCGACAGAGGGAGAAGAUUCAAAGACAGCGAGAGGCUGUGCCAAUCACUGAGGUCGGCAACCAGUGCAAAUUGACCUUCAAGAUGCCCGGUAUCACGUCCUUUGAUCUCGCCGCUACUGUCACGUCACCCGGUGGUGUCACUGAAGAUGCCGAGAUCAAAGAGGCCGAGGAUGGCAUCUACGCGGUAGCAUUCGUGCCUAAGGAAUUGGGCGUGCACACGGUAUCCGUGCGUUACAAGUCCAUGCACAUCCCUGGCUCGCCUUUCCAGUUCACGGUAGGUCCGCUUAGGGACGGUGGUGCGCACAGAGUUCAUGCGGGUGGACCCGGUCUAGAAAGGGGAGAGCAAGGCGAACCAUGCGAAUUCAACAUUUGGACCAGGGAAGCGGGCGCGGGCACUCUUGCCGUCUCCGUCGAGGGACCUAGCAAGGCGCAAAUAGAUUUCAAGGAUCGCAAGGACGGCAGUUGUUACGUUAGCUACGUCGUUAGUGAACCCGGCGAAUAUAGGGUGGGAAUCAAGUUCAACGAUCAGCACAUCCCUGACUCGCCGCAUAAGGUUUACAUCUCACCGGCGAUGGGCGAUGCACACAAACUCGAGGUCGCGCAGUUUCCCGAAAGCGGAGUGCAGCCCGACAAGCCAUGCACCUUUCUGGUGCGCAAGAACGGCGCCAAGGGUGAACUGGACGGGAAGCUUGUAUCACCAAGCGGCACCCAGGACGACUGCUUCAUCCAGAGUAUUGAUGCGGACACAUACUCGGUAAGGUUCAUGCCGACGGAGAAUGGCAUUCAUCAAAUCCACCUCAAGUUCAACGGAGUGCAUAUAUCGGGUAGUCCGUAUCGUGUCAAAGUUGGUAAAGUGGACGCUGAUCCAGCGGCGUUACACGCCUAUGGCAACGGUCUAAAGGAGAUCAAGACCGGUCAGAAAACCGAUUUCAUCAUCGACACCUGCAAUGCGGGCAGCGGAGCGCUGGGAGUCACUGUGGAUGGACCCAGCAAGGUCGCUAUGGACUGUACCGAGGUCGAGGAGGGUUACAAGGUCAGGUACACGCCUUUGGUACCAGGCGAUUAUUAUAUCAGCAUCAAGUACAACGGCUACCAUAUCGUCGGCUCACCAUACAAGGUUCCUUGCACAGGCGCGGAUUUGGCGGAGAGAGGAGCGCAAGAGACAAGCUCAAUCGUUGUAGAGACCGUGCAAAAGAUAUCGAAAAGCAAGCAGACUGGACCGAUAUUGCCAUUGUUUAAAUCUGAUGCGGGCAAAGUGACGAGUAAAGGCAUGGGUCUCAAGAAAGCUUACUUAGGAAAACAAAAUCAAUUUACUGUGCACGCGGGAGACGCUGGUAAUAAUAUUCUCUAUGUGGGCGUGUAUGGGCCCAAAGGACCAUGUGAGGAGGUCUUCGUAAAGCACACAGGCCGCAAUAAUUACAACGUGAGUUACCUGGUGCGCGAACGGGGCGAGUACAUCGUGAUCGUCAAGUGGGGCGACGAUCACAUCCCCGGUUCACCUUAUAAGGUCGAGGUUUAAACCGAACCAGCAUCCAGACCAGACGUAACGCGUCUGCAACCGCAACGACGGUCAAUAAAAUAGAGUCAUGCGUCAUUUCGUUGUAAAUUGCAUGGGUCUUCAAGUUCAUAUUCAUCUUCGCCGAAUACAGAAACGAAUUAAGUGCCAAUUUAGAUUCUCGAACGAAAACUUGUAAUUUAAUAUUAAUUAUUGGCGAAAGGUACAUCUAAAACAAUCCGGCCUAUGUCGAAACGACGCACGUUAUUUCGAUUUCUAGAAUAGCAGUCAUACACAGAAGACAGUUAUGACACUCUCACGAUAAAAUUGCGAUGUGACUUUUCGCCAACAUAGUUCAUUCAUCCUUCCAAAUCUUGAGGAUAAUUUUGACAUCUUAGAAUUGACGAUUUUUGCUGAAUUCGAAACAGAGUAGAAUCGCAAUUAGAAGUUAAAACGACGGAAGAACAUGUAGGUCAAUUACUGUUGUUUGUUCAAAAACACCAAUUGUGCCUUUGAUUCGACAUUAUAAAUACACAGAGAUAUAUUAUUCGACAGAAUCACACACGUGCAGUACCAUAUACAAAGACAUAUGCAAAGACGCUUCAUGUCGUACCCAAGUCAAAUCUUGAUUAUGUUAUAUAUUAUUGAUUAUUGAAGAAACAAUUGGAACAGUCCCUCAUCGAUUUUAAUGAGUUUUAUUAUA